Molecule: messenger RNA, 2187 nt
Organism: Drosophila grimshawi
Lineage: Eukaryota; Metazoa; Arthropoda; Insecta; Diptera; Drosophilidae
Gene: 5PtaseI
Product: inositol polyphosphate-5-phosphatase A
Exons: 8
Coding region: 43-2148 (701 amino acids)
Biological process (GO): phosphatidylinositol dephosphorylation
Molecular function (GO): inositol-polyphosphate 5-phosphatase activity
Source: RefSeq, a predicted model, not a curated record
AACGUACCAAAAUAUAAUUAAAUUUGGGGAAUAUUAGAUAAAAUGGAAACAAAUGAAGACCUUACAGAUGCUAAACUAUUGCUUGUGACAGCUAACGUCGGAAGUUUGUUUGAAGAUCCAGAAAGACUUCUUACAAUAUGGCUCGAGGAGUUCAUAGCCAAAGUAACGGAAAUCAGUCCAAGAUUUUUGGCCUUACAUCUUCAAGAGGUGGGCGGAAAGACGUACGAGAAUUCAAUGGAUAACGUAAAAGAGUUUAUCCGAUGCUUAUGUGAGGCCAUGUCGAAGACUGAAUUUAUUUACGUUCGUAUUUAUAUGGACGAAGAUUUUAAGUCAGCGGAACAUUUUACUGCUCUUGGCAACAUUUACUUUGGCCACAAGGAUUUAUGUUCCUUGAGAAUUUGGAAUUUUCAAUCUCAUGAAUGGGAGGAUAAACUGGACGAAGGCAAACACAUAUAUUCUGGCAAUAUUGAAUCAGUUCCAACCAAGGAGAAAUCAAAAUUUCCUCAACAUUUUUUCCCGGAAUGUAAAUGGUCUCGGAAAGGGUUUAUGCGAUCACGAUGGGAAAUUAAUGGAACUGCCAUUGAUUUAGUGAAUAUACACCUUUUUCAUGAUGCAUCCAAUUUGGCAGCAUGUGAGGAUUUUCCUUCUGUAUACUGCAAAACAAGGAGAAGAGCUCUAGUACAUACGAUUGAAAGGUUCCAUCUGGAUGAAGAAAAUAGAUCCGUCCCAUUUUUUUUAUUUGGAGAUUUUAACUUCAGAUGUGACACUGCAGGUGUUGUAAAGGAAUUAACUACAAAUUUAACUGCUCAUCGCGUCCAAAGUAUUAAGAAUGAGAGCACUAAAAUGAAUUAUCGCAACUCGGAUGGCAACAAUAUACUUACUGUAGGCAAAAAAGAAUUUAGUCACGCCGAUCAUCAACUUAAAUUUAAAGAGCAUUGGUUAAAGGAAUUUGACAGAGAAUUGGAACCUCUUUCGGGAAUUUUGGUUGAAUAUCCCAUAACUUUUAUUCCAUCAUAUCCCUUUGAAGAAGAUCCAGAAAUGCCUACCGAUUAUAUGUCAACAAGAUGUCCGUCAUGGUGCGAUCGAAUUUUAAUGGAUCUGCAAGUCAAAGACAUAAUCGAAAGGGAUGAAUGGAAAUAUGAUAUGAUUGGAGAAUCUGUGUGCAUGGGUGAUCAUAAGCCCAUUUACUUAACUGUUCGUCUAAAGCCAAACAAAGGUACUUAUAGAUCAUGUGAUUGCAGCUGUAAAAAUAGACAUGCUAAAAAAAGCAACGAUUUAACAUCACCUGUUCCAUACAAAUCUUGUCCCUAUUUAAACAAAAUAUAUAAAACAAUACUUAAAGAAGGUAAAGGUGAAAAGCAAGAAGUAAUAUCGCAAGACUGUCCCUUAGAAUUUGUUAGAGGCAACUUAACUGAAUUUGGAAAAACCUCUGCAUUAGCCUUUGAAGAUGUCGACAAUGUAAAACAAUUUUCAUCAGAUUACCCAAGCAUUAGCAUCAAUAUAAUUGACUCAGAUAAUGUGUAUGUUUGCAUGUGUAGCCCGGUAUGUAACGUUGAGUCCAGUGAAAUUGACUGUGCAACAAAAAGUCCCAUUUGUCCAGUGUGCCGUAAUAUAAUGAAAAAGCAACCUGUAGAGCAUCCAUACAGGAUAUUACCAAAUAGUGUUAUACUAUCAGAAAAUAUAAUCGUAAACCGAAUCGAUACACAUCAUCUUAAUACUUAUAUUGAAAACUCACACGUGGACCCCUAUACGCCAGAAAGCAAUGAGUCUCAUUCACCAUAUCCUGAGCUUAGAAGCACAUCCACAACUACCUCAAGCAAUAGUCACAAAAUCGAGCUAUGUAUGGAUAAUAUUAAUGACGAUCAUAAGAAGCAACACUCUGAGCAAAAUGGAAGCGACGACUUGCGUUCUUCGCAGUCGGUCCAUGCAAUCGCAGAGAAACAAUCAAAAGCCACGGUUACGCCUCUACAGCUAAAGUCUCGAUUAGAAGACCUUCAAAGAAUAUCAAUGCAUACCACGAAAAGGGAUGUUAUUACUGAUAGAAAGGGCGAUAAUAAUAGUGUUGAUGUUAUGUGCUCCCCAAAAACGUUUUCAAACAGUCAAAAUCGCAAUCCUAGUAUUUUUUCUAUGUGUUGUAGUAUUCAAUAAUUUAAGUUUAUUAUGCCUAUUGUAAAUGAGUAUUUUAAA